AUGCACACCAUUAAGACAGUGGAGACCCAAGUUCCCUUUCUUAAAGAGAGCUUCUUCACCACUGCAUUUAAAGGAAGGAGGAAGAGCAGUGUCACCCAUAUCCUCCAUAAACAACAGUCCACGCAAGAGCAGAGCAUUUUAGAGCAUCAACAGCACAGUCCUGAGCUGUUUCAUCCCAGUCCGACUGAAAAUGGAGAAGGGCAGGAAAGUCCAGGGCAUCAGCGGCUUGCUCGCUCGAUCAGCAGCCCGUUAUGCAAGACAGCCGAGACUGCACAAGCAGAUGGGGGUCGAAAGGAGGGGCAAAAAGAGAGAGAGGAUCAGAGAGACAGAGAGGCUACGCAGGGGAGGGGGGGAGAGCCAGCGGCUGUCAGUGCCAGUCUCCUCCUCCUUUCAUCAUCAGCAUCAGCAGAGCUCGGGAAGCCAACAACAUCCCCACAGCAGUCGCUAACAGUGGUGGGCAGACAGCAGGGAUUAGCUACCACUGGAAUAGCUCUGACCAAACGAGGACCAACAUCGGUAGCAACCAAGGAGGAAACCCAGGAUGCCCCAUCUCGACCCCAGCAACAGGGCCUGUUAGCCAAGGGUGUUCGCCUGCUUAGGAACAUGGGGAAUCAGGAGACGAAGCAGAAAAAAGGAGGAGGAAGUGCUGGAAUAGCAGGGGAUGUCUCCUCUGAGGCUGCGGCUGAUGACAGAGAGGUGGACAAACUAUCUAAAAAGUCCCAGAGUAAGAUGAGUAAAGGAGCAGGAGAGCAAAGUACUAAAAAGAAACCAAAGUCAGAGUCAAAGGGCUCCAUGUUUUCUGGCAUGAAGAUCAGGAAGAGUUUAUCCAAGGUGAAAGGUUUGUCUAAGGAUGACGUGUUGGAUGAUGGAAGAUCAGCACAAGUGGACAAGACUGAGCUAAAGUCUGAUGAAUCAAUCCAGUUGGUUGAAGACACCGGACUACCAUCAGAUGUCGAGGGGGAUCUAAGCUGUUUGAAUGUGGACAAUCACCUAUCUGUGGAGCAAGAUUUUGUUCGAAAGACAAGCUCAGGUUCAGAAGCUGACCUUUACAGUUUUCACUCGACCACAGGUGAAACCGAAGAUCUUCUUUCUGACAUCCAGCAGGCCAUUCGAGACCAAUAUGUGGCUACUGAUGGGGGACAGAGAAUUUUGCCCAGCACCUUAAAUGAAGGGGCGACUUCUAAGAUGAGAAAGAUCCCACAGACACCAGUGUUUCCCCAACAAUUCAAUCUGGAGGAGAUACUUUUUCCUACAUCCGACUGUGGAAGUGUGCUACAGCAUGCAGAAAAUAUGACGAUAGAGAAUGGAAGUGGUGAAAUACCUAUAUCAAGAAAUUCAUCUGGUGAGAGUGGUCCACUAUCUUCAGCUCCAGACACAGACAGGAGCAGUAUUAGCAUUUUCCCAAAGACUAACAGCACUUACAGCUUCCAAGAUAUGACUGCCACCACCACCACCUCAUACGAGAGUGCUGAAGAGCAACUGGGUGACCUGGACAGCCCUGUUUUGCACGAACAGCAAUGCCAAGAUGACAAGGCUACGCAGAAGAAAAAUACACGUGUGCCCUCUGUUCAUUUGGAUACUAUGUUGACAGGCACCAGUCCGAUUGGGACUCAAAAGAGCAUAAGCAGCAUGGACCUGUCUGUUGACAGGGAGGAAGAAGACGGUGUGAGACAGGCAUUUUUGUCCCUCACAAGCAGGAAGAGUAGUAUGUCCAUCAGCCAGCUGACAGUAGACAGCCCCCCUGUUUCUCAGUCUAGACGGACGUCUGCCAACUCCCCCUCUACUGUCAGACUUUACCCUCCAGUCCACCCCUCUUAUGUUAAGACCACCACCAGGCAGCUCACAUCCCCAGUUGAUUCCCCCAUUACCAGCCCCGAUGUGCCUAGGAAAACUGGUGUCACUGCUGCUUCGCCCGAAUCCAGCAGAGCGGAGGGGCUUAAGAAGAGCAAGCAGAGGUCUUCCUCCCUCGCUGGGCCCCACGGUGUUUCUGAUGACUGGUCUGCAGAACUAGAGGAACCAGGACGAACUCCUCCUGUCGCUGUGUCCAAAUCCCGAGACUCAGAAACCCCAGAGAAGGUUCAAACAGGUGGCGCUUACUGGACUCUGGGUUCCAAGAGAUCACAUUAUGGAAAAAAGACCUCGGCACCUUACCUGGACGUCUUCUCUGGUCGUACUCUGUUGGACAGGCUUUGUUUGCAUCAUGGCGAUGGGUCUGCAGAGGAGCAAGCCAAAGAACUGUGUCUCAGCAUGCUGGCCCACGGACUGCUGCAGCCCUUCAGUGACAGCACCACAGAGUACCAUAGUGACGGCACCGUCUCCACAAUCUUUAAUGAGGAGCAGCUGUACACCUGGGCGUCUGUCGGCCUCCCGGUGUCCUCCCACCUGUGGGACCAGUACGGGGGGAGAACCGCAGGCAGAAUACAGGGUUUGAGAUCCUCUUUGAAUCGAUCAUCAGCUAACACACCCGGUGUGCUGCACUUUCAGACAGAAUCCAACAGGUUGAAGUCAGCGCAGUCGUCCUCGGAGGAUGAAAACUGUGUCAUCCCUCAGCUGGAGAAGACAAUCGUGGACCUGCAGACUAAGAUUACAGCGCUGCAGGCCCAGCAGGAGUCUGUGACAAAGAGCAGUGAGGAUAAUAAGGGAGCGCCAGGCAAUGGCCACCACAAGGCGUCACAGAUGACGGCGGGACCGUUGGAGAAGAUGAACCGGGAGGUGCAGACUUCACCCUCGCCCCUGGUUUCAUCUUACGUCCCCAAAUCCACACAGAGCUUUGUGUGCACUUGCCAGCAGAGGCAGCAGAGCGGCAUCCCUCCAGGCCCUCCACCCCCUCCUCCUCCUCCGCCUUUACCAGGAGGUGUCGCCCCUCCCCCUCCACCACCUCCUCCACCUCCUCCUCCCUUACCUGGUGCAGGACCUUGUCCUCCACCACCACCACCUCCUCCGCCUCCACCGGGCUUUGGGCCUCCACCACCUCCUCCCCCACCGGGAAUGGGCCCUCCUCCCCCGCCCCCGCCCCCACCAGGAAUGGGCCCUCCUCCACCACCUCCAGCCCCAGGUUUCGGGCCUCCACCACCCCCCGGGUUCAUGCCUUCCAUGAUGGUGCAGGAAGCCGCCCCCGCCAAGGCCAUGAUAGAGCCCCCCAAGCCCAUGAAGCCCCUCUACUGGACCCGCAUACAGUUGCAGAAUAAAAAAAACACUGACCCUCUGGUAUGGGAGCAGAUCGAGGAACCAAGCGUAGACUUUGGAGAAUUUGUGGAGCUAUUCUCCAAAAGUGCUGUUAAGGAGAAGAAGAAGCCAAUUUCAGAUACAAUUAGCAAGUCUAAGGCCAAACAGGUGGUGAAACUGCUGAGCAACAAGCGUUCACAGGCUGUUGGCAUCCUGAUGUCCAGCAUCCAUCUUGACAUGAAGGACAUCCAGAAUGCCGUUCUAAAUAUGGACAACUCCAUUGUUGAUCUGGAGACUCUGCAUGCUCUCUAUGAAAACAGGGCUCAAAGUGAUGAGAUAGGUGCCAUUAAAAACCACAUUAAAUCAACCCAGGAAAAGGAGGAUUCCAAGCCACUGGACAAGCCGGAGCAGUUUCUGUUUCAGUUAUCAAAUAUCUCCAAUUUCUCUGAACGUGUGUUUUGCAUCUUAUUUCAAUCAACCUUCCACGAGUGUAUCACCUCAAUCCUGCGCAAAAUUGAAGUCCUUCAAAAAGUGUGCAAGACUCUCCAAAUUAGUAAAAGUGUAUUGCAGGUGCUCGGCCUGGUUCUGGCUUUUGGCAACUACAUGAACGGAGGGAAUCGGUCUCGAGGGCAGGCUGAUGGCUUCUCCUUGGACAUUCUGCCAAAACUGAAGGACGUUAAAAGCAGCGAUAACUCCCGGAGUCUUUUGUCCUACAUUGUUGCUUACUAUCUGAGGCACUUUGAUGAGGAUGCUGGCAGAGAGACAUGUGUCUACCCCUUGCCUGAGCCCCAGGACCUUUUCCAGGCCUCUCAGAUGAAGUUUGAGGAUUUUCAAAGAGAUCUCCGCAAGUUGAAGAAAGAUCUAAAUGCAUGCUCAACUGAAACGGAAAAAGUUUGCAAGUUGUCCUCUGAAGAUGACGUACAACCCUUCAAAGACAAGAUGGAGGAAUUUCUUAGCCGAGCCAAAACUGAGCUGGAGACACAGGAGAAGCAGCUGGCAGAGACUCAAAAGAUCUUUUUGGAGUUGAGUGUGUCCUUCUCAGUCAAACCCAAGGCGGGAGAGAAAGAAGUCUCUCCCAGCACAUUAUUCUCCAUUUGGCAUGAGUUUUCUACGGAUUUUAAAGAGCAGUGGAAGAAGCAGAACAAGCUGAUAUUGCAGGAGCGGGUGAAACUGGCCGAAGAGAGCUUCAAGCAGGCCAGGCAGAAGCCUUCCUACAAUGUGACAUCCAAAAACGCCACUGGAAUAAAAGCAAAGCUGGGCAAGAAGAUCUGAAGCAGAGAUGGGAAAAUAAUCAUCACCAAGCCUAUUGCACAAGCACAAUCUGACAUGGCUCAUCAGUCAUUUCUAACACGUCUUUGUCUCCACUAUUUGUUUACUAAUUUAUUGUAACUUUGUUUGAAGUGGAUAUUAUUUAAAAGUUGAAUGAACUGUUUAUUUCUUAUUCAGAUAGAGCUCAUUUUUAAACGGAACACUGAAACCAAACAAAAUCACUGAUGAGAUUUAAUGUUUUAGCCAUUAAAUACCGUCAAAGACAUCUGUAGCACAAAAUCUAGGUUUUAUCAUUGUUUUAUGCCGAUGUAUAAUCUUGAUUUUUCUUUUAAGUGCAUUACCCCAAGUCUAAUUAUAUUACAAAACAUUAUUGAUUCCUCUCUGAAUCUCCGUUUUAUGAUUGAAAUGCACAGAUUUUAUGACCUUUCUAUAUGAUAUACAGCAUUUUGGUGUUUUAUGGAUCAGCUGCCAGAUAAAGUGCCUUAUUGCACAGUGAAGGGGGCAAAUGAGUGCUGUUGAAUAGGGCUUAUUUUGAACGGCUUCCUUUGUAACAUAAUGGUGCACGUCAAAAAAAAGAUCUGAAAUUGAUCACUUUUGAUAGUUUGACCAAGUGUGCGACAGAACUGAGUGAUUUGUUGUAUACUUGUUUUUCAAACUGCACCACCUAUAUUGCAUUUUAAUGUUUUCUUAAUCCAGAAGUUCAUAUCUGUGUCGUGGGGUCUGACUCAUUCCUGUUGUUUUAUCAAGGUUUUGUCAAGAUACCUAAUUUUAAGCGAAAUCUUAUGCAAGUAGUUUUUUGCCUUUUAUGCUGUCAGACAUACGAUAAAGAAACAUGACCGUGAUGUAAUUUUCAUGUGCAAUACCAACAGAGUUCUGAUUAAAUGCCCUUGACCAUUUAAAAAAAUAUAUUUAUUAAAUACAAGGAACCCCUACCUUUCUGUUUGUGUUG
Molecule: messenger RNA, 5383 nt
Organism: Cololabis saira (Pacific saury)
Lineage: Eukaryota; Metazoa; Chordata; Actinopteri; Beloniformes; Belonidae
Gene: fmn2a
Product: formin 2a
Exons: 17
Coding region: 1-4437 (1478 amino acids)
Biological process (GO): actin nucleation; intracellular transport
Cellular component (GO): endoplasmic reticulum membrane; cytoplasm; nucleus
Molecular function (GO): microtubule binding
Source: RefSeq, a predicted model, not a curated record